AAAGUCGUUUAUUCCGAUCCCUCGGCGUAAAACAAUGAUUCCAAUUUCUCUGCAUCCAUCUGUAUUUUAAAAUAAAUUUAAAAAAUCCCUUCCGAUCAUAAAUUGGGGGAUCAUGAGGGUACCUGAGUUUAUUUGGAUCUCCACCCGACAUGCGUAGUCCUGUACUCAGUGAACAGCUGAUCUGUUAUCAGCAACGGACGAUAGAAUAUUUCCCACUCCAUCAUUCGUCUCGAUUGAUGAGAAAAGUUGUCCGCAAAGCUGCCCCUUUGUUGUUGAAGAAAAUACGAGAUGAAAUUGACAAAAACCCGUUGUCACCUGAUCUCUACGUGAAAGAAAUUGUCACAAGUGCACCUUCGUAGUUCAACCAAAACGUGAAUUUUCUGUAGUGAUAAAUUAUUGUGUACUUCCAAGUUUUUUCUCGGGUCUUUCGAUGAUUGAUGUCCGGAAUACAUGCAAGUAGCCUUCGUCAAAAGAAUGGCGCCUUACAAUGGAGGAGUGCCAUUGCUCUAACAUCGUGAUCAUGCAGCUAUUCCACGAACUGAAGCAACAGUUUCCAGCAUUGCCGGACUACAUCGUGUCUCAGUGCAUCGCCCAGAAUAGUCACGACAGGGAGAUAUGUACAAGAAGUUUACGCGCAGCACAAGAUUUACGAUCGUCUCCAGGUGCCUUUCCGCCCCCAGCACCUGAGCCACUACCAUCGCUUUACGACAUCAAUAAUGAGAGGAACAAUGAUGAUAAAAUAGUUGGAAAUACCCAUCGAAAUCAUCAACGGCCUCAUCGGCCGAAUUCCCUGCACAUUGGCAAAUCACGCCAGUGCAAUAGCCCAAAUAAUUCGAGACUACAAUUCUCCCCGGCAACGUCUUUUCCCUCGCGUUCUACGGCUUCGUCAGCUGUUAGUAACUAUUCUUCGAGGGCUUUAUUUGAAGACCUACCAAAUCCAACGGUCGCAAGUACGAUCAAUGUUGUCGAUAAAUCGGGGAAUAAUUGUGGUGGAGAGAAACCAGCGAGGGGAUUUGAACUCAAUGUAAAUGUCGCUUGCAGUCCUGCUAGCAAUAGUGGUCAAAUUCCCCGCUUAAGUCGAACUGAUCUAGUCGGCGAGCAACUAUCGCAUUAUACGGAAUCGAGACUGGCAGGGAAUCAUGAUUGUGAGACUGUAGAUCAUACAAGAGGUUACACUUCUGUCAGUCUCAUCCUCAGGCCCCCGUCCUCCGAACCACAGCCACCCAUUGAUAUUCGGUCUCAAGGGUCCAGUCUGACUUAUUCAACUUCUUCGUCAGAUGCAAGGGGCUUCCAGAGUCGCUUGCUGAUCAGCAUAGGUCCUGGUAAAGUUGGCAGUGUGGCGGCAGCGAGGAUAAAAUCGCGAAUGGGCCAUACAAGGCCCAAUUCGUUGCUAUCGGCCAUGCAGAGUACGUCGAAUCAAUCGACAGGAGUUGUUGUGGGGCCCUCCAGUCAUUUUCCAAGGCCGUCAACGAGUUCCGCGAAAAGUGGAUCGUUAGCUGUGGGUGUUACCAUCCCUAAUACCGUUCAAAAUUGUCCCACUUUGCCAACAACUUCUUCAGCGACGACUAGUUCCAUUACUACUAAUCACAUUGGAGCACAGUUGGACCAAGUGACUGACAAUCAGAAAAAAUUAAUUACCGAGCAGUUGAAGAGAAAGGAAAGGCUAGCACACGAAUUGAGGAUGGAAAAAUUGAGAUUGGAAGCAAUGAAGAAGGAUCUACAGAUUCUCUUGAGGCCCGUAGAUCCUGCGGUGCCUACUCAGGGGUUAAAGAAAAAACUCCGGAGUGAAAUCUAUCAACUCCAAGUAGAGUGUGAUAGGCUGGCCGACGAAGUAGAUCAAAGAUCUGAUCCAAGAGUUCCAUUUGGAGAAACAAACGAAGAAUUUUAUCAGGGAAUCUACACAGGACAGAGUCUCAACAUCCCCUCAUUCACAUCAAGACCACGACCCCCAUUACCGGCCGUCCCACCGGCCUGGGAACCCCAGGGUCCACGAAUUCAUCCGUCAAAUCACGAUAGAGAUGACAGAGAUGGUCCAUCGUGGGUCUGUCGUAUGUGCACUUUCGAUAAUCAUCCAUUAAUGGACAAAUGUGAACAGUGUGACAUGCCAAAGUUUCGACUUCCCGACACAGGAGAGACACAAGAUAUUCACAUAAGAGUCACACGUCAUCAUAAUUUUUCGCCGAGGCGAACACUUCACAGUUGGGUUGUUUGACAUAUUGUGCAUCUAAUCUUCAACUACAAAAGUGUAAAUAAAAAAUUAUUCAUAACUCGUUACUUGAUAUUUAACAAUGACAAUUUAAUCUUGUUUAGCGUGUAAAUUAUUACGUGCAGAACGAAAAAAAAGUAAGAAUUCAUUCCUGCACAGUGAAAUUAACUGAAAAUUUGUGGAUAUUUAAUAAUGUUUAGUUUUUCAAUUGAAUAAACCAGGAAUAA
Molecule: messenger RNA, 2433 nt
Organism: Diachasmimorpha longicaudata
Lineage: Eukaryota; Metazoa; Arthropoda; Insecta; Hymenoptera; Braconidae
Gene: Tab2
Product: TAK1-associated binding protein 2
Exons: 10
Coding region: 488-2212 (574 amino acids)
Molecular function (GO): ubiquitin binding
Source: RefSeq, a predicted model, not a curated record